CAGCAGUCAACCGCUCAUUUCAGAAAUGUGUGUAUUCUUCGAUCGAUGAUUGACAAUUAGUGCUCGAUAUACAUAAGAUGCAGAGUGGAAAUGAUAUCUCUAAUCUGUCGUACAAGGAACUUCAAGCCCUGGCACUGCGGUACAGAGUCCCGGGUAACAUCAAGAAACAGCUUCUGAUCGAGGUCCUGCAAGCCGCGAGAUGUGGAAAUGAACAAGAAGUCGACAAAUUGCUGGCCGAUAUGAGACAGACGCGCAAGAAGAGAAUACGUAAAGGGAAACCGAUGAAAUUGAGCUUGUCUUCAACACCAAUUCACAGCCCCGUUUACGACAUGGCCGACGAUUAUUACGCAGCUCAACAUCGUCUGCCUUAUCAAUGGGUCGGGGCCGAGGAAGAAAUCCCAAACAGGCAAGAUGAGUCAAAUCGUGUUCCACAAUACGAAGAAUUUCGCCAAUUUCUGCUCCGUCGUAUACAAAGAGACUAUCAGACAUACAACACGAACAACGAUGACAACAACAACAACUUAGACAUGAACGACAGGUUGAACUCUGGUAAUCACGGUGGUCUGAUCAAUGCCAGAAACGAAAUUGACCCGAUCGCAAGCAUCGCUCCGUUGAACAGCUUGGAAACAGUCCAGGCGUACUCUGAACAAGUCCACGUACAAAAUGGUGCCUUUGACUACCAAAUUCUGGAAGAUCCGACCGGCAACGGAAAUACAUCGAUAUUGCUUAGGCGGAUGCUUCAAGCACCGGUCGGUGCGGAUCUGGGGGAAAUUGCAAGCCCCGAGGCGCAGGGCUCGAGCUGCCGAAUUUGGGGGGGCGUUGAGUACAAUCACGGCCAAACCAAUCUGCUCGAUAAUUCUGACACCCUUUCCGCCAACUCGGAAAUGAAUGGAAACGAGGAAAUCAACAACUGGCCGAUCGGCUCCGAGUACUACAAAUUCGUCAACAGUGUGAGGGAUCAGUUGAUCCUGAACCCUGGCAACGUGACGACCGGUCGAACUUUCGACGAUCAACCGGUCGCUGCGGGGCAGUUCUCUGGAACCGUUAUCAACACAGAGGAAAACGCGGGUGUACAGUACCAGCUGCUUUACGCCAACCAGUUCAACGACAUUCAACCCAACUGUCCGCAGCCGUGGGAAAUGGUGCGGGCUGCCGCUCCUUUCGACGUGGAGGAUUUGACCGACGAAAAGGGCGGCAACUACGCGGCGAAGACGCUGCCUGCGCCCGGCGGUUCGUACUACGACGCGGCCUGCAACGUCGUGGGUUACGCAAGUUCCAGGCCCCUGGAGUACGAUCCUCUGCAGCAAGACUUCCCCGCCGAAGAGGGGGCCGCCACUGUUUAUCCAGGUAGUCAGAACUGUGUCGUCGAUCAUUGCGGCAGCAACGCCGCGCCUCCUUCGCGUCCCGAAAGAAAGUUUUACCACGACAUGAGCAAUGGCUCAGAGAUGUAUUCGCCUCAGCGUGCAGCGAAGUCGAUCAACGAAACUGCCGGGAAUUACUCCUUUGUCAAACCUCUCGGUUAUUCAGGGAAUUACAACGCGACGUCCGAUAUUCAGCAACAAACCACCGCCGUCUUUGCGCCCUUGAUGCAAAAUCUGUCGUUCACCUCUACCUCCUCCUGUAAUAAACACAUCGAUAAUUUUUCUCAGUUGCAAACAACGCAAACCGAAGAAAUCAAUCGCGCGGGUAAUUUUGGGUGUUAUACCUACAACGGACCUCGAAAGGUUGACGAUCAGCCAACGAUCGAUGCUCAGCAGUUGUGUAUCGAGGCCGGGGGCAUGCCGAUUACGGUAACGAAGCCGGAAGCGGAAGGAGAGAGCCGAGCUCGGCGUCAGAACAAAACCGUGCUGAUGGGAAGCGCUUCGACGACUCUCGAGUCGGACGUUACGACGAGUUUGGAACCUUUUUGGCCCCAGAGACCAACCAUCGGCAAGAUGACGGAAAAUUAUCUCGAGAAUAUUUUGAACUUGAACACUUACGGGUACAUAGAUUACUCGAGAAUCGAUCAGACUUCGUGCAUCUACUGCUACGCCGCCCCGAUUGUCACCCAAAGAUUGUUUUCCGGUAGUUCGCCAUGCUCGCAGAAGCGGCGGUUUAUCGCUGAGUAUAGGCAGCACACGUUCUCACCGUACUGGCUUUUAUACGACGACACUAGGACCGGCAUGCAGAUGUCGAAAAAUAUCAAGGUUAUCGAUAAAGAUAAGGACGCAAACGAAUCCCGUAGGUGCGACGGUACGAUCCCUGCUGAUUCCGAGGAGGACGCUAACGGGAACGAGUAUAAUGUCUCACAGCCGCAAGCGGUCCAACUGGAUAUGAAUAAUAUCCAGAAUAUCGAACUGAAUGGCAAUGAGUUGCAAGCGUUUCGGCUGGAGAAAGAGCAGAUAACAGCGGAAUUCGUUGUGGAAGAGAGUCCGUCGGCCGACCCGCCGGAAUCAAAAUGGCCCGAACAGAACGUCAAGUCUGUAAGCACGCGUAGCGACAGUAACGACCCGGAAAAUACGCAGUUAUUGCCGAAUCUGAAGAACAUGAGUCCUAAGGAUCUAGUUGAUCGGGAUGUAAUCUCUGAUAGCACUGCUACGGAACGGGGCAUCCCGAACUCGAAAGCGAGAGACUAAGAACUUUUUUCUUUACGUAUUAUUGGAUCACUUUCGUAUUUUUACAAAUUUCACCGAAGAUAUUUUCAUCACGCUAGUCAAAAAGUGUCGAAUGAUAAAAACAGAGCAGAAACAAUUGCCAUUCUGCAAAGAAUGAAUGAAUAUUCUGUGGAAACAAUACUGCAGAUUUGUUUUAGUUGAUUUUUUUCCAAUGCCAAAAAUUCAGUACUUUUUUCUGAGUAUAAAUAGAGGGCAGUUUUUAUACACCUUUCAAAGGUACCUAUGUAUUGUUUGUACAGAAUCGUGAUAGUAUAAUUCUUGAGCACAGUAACAAUAAGCUUAUGGGAGUAAGGGUAUAAAGUACGAUCAAUAAUACAACGAUUUUUCUUAGUACCUUCUGAUACAGGUAUUUGGAGUUGCACAACUAUUUGAUAUCGAUGAAACGUUAUAUACGUUUGUAUUAUAGGUAUUCACGGUGAAAUUGCUACACGUACCUAUUAUUAUAUGCGAGAAACCGUUAUUAUUUGCAUACUAGGCAUAGUGAAUCAAUUGGGACCACAAAAAUUGAAAGCUAUUUCGUAUAGGAAUUCUCUUUCAUCAGGUAACACGAGAGCCGAAGAUACACGAUAAUUUACCUGCGCGUAGAAAAUCAAACUAACGUCACAAUUAUCCGUAGAUAUGUUUAUAAUAUCCGUUCCUAUAUAACUGUAUAAUGAAUAAGAAUAACGAUAUAUUUUUUAAGAUUAAAAUAAAUAGAAGUAUGUACCUAUAUGUACG
This is a messenger RNA of Neodiprion fabricii, 3371 nucleotides long. RefSeq lists its product as uncharacterized. The coding region runs from base 78 to 2615 and encodes 845 amino acids. The transcript is spliced from 4 exons. The record is from RefSeq and is a predicted model, not a curated record. Lineage: Eukaryota; Metazoa; Arthropoda; Insecta; Hymenoptera; Diprionidae.